AUGUUUCUCGAUUUACUAGAGAUCCCUAGCUUGAAAUGCGUCUAUCUUGUUAUCGACGCGCUAGACGAGUGCGAAACCAAUCUCGCUGAGCUCCUACAUCUGAUCGUACAUUUAUCGUCGUCUUCAUCUUCCGGCGUAAGGCUGAUCGUCUCAAGCCGCAACUGGCUCAUCAUUGAAGACGCUCUGGAUGACGCCACGCAAAAGGCUCGACUUUCGUUAGAGCUGAAUAGGCAAUGUGUGUCGAUUGCUGUUGGCAGAUACAUUAGCUACAAAGCAAGCCAACUAGCACGCCUCAAGGGAUAUGACGACAAACUAGGCAAUGCUGUUCGACGACACCUGUCACUCAAUUCAAACGACACGUUCCUGUGGGUAUCUCUGGUCUGCCAGGAACUGGCGAGUGACAAGGUGAGGAAAUGGCACACGCUUGCGAAAUUGAAUACGUUUCCACCAGGCUUGGAUUCUCUUUACACGCGAAUGUUGAAUCAUAUUGAAGGGUCAAUUGACGCAAACUUUUGCAAGCAGGUCCUUGGACUGUUGCUGGUCGCGCAUCGGCCACUGGCCAUAGAAGAGAUGCUGCAUCUCCUAUGUUUACCGGCUAGUUUUCCAGCUGACCUCGAGAGCCUAGAGGAAAUUGUUGGCCUCUGCGGUUCUAUAUUAACUAUCCGCCAUGACAUCGUGUACUUUGUACAUCAGUCAGCCGCAGACGUUUUGAAGGAUAGUGCGUCAAAACAAAUUCAUCUACAUGGUGAAGCCCAUGAACAUCGUAUCAUCUUUACGAAGUCACUACGAUUAAUGUCUAACACGCUCAGGCGCGACAUCUAUAGUCUGAUCAUUCCAGACACUCUUAUCGAUGAUGUUCAGCCGCCUGAUGACAACCCACUGUCGACAGCUGGAUACUCUUGUAUCCACUGGAUUGACCACUUUGCAGCUGGGUCUCUUGACGAUGCAAACUGUCCCCAGGCCGUUACCUUGGUCAAAGACUUCCUAGAAAUACAUUUUCUUCAUUGGUUAGAAGCCAUCGCUCUUCUGAGAAUUAAGGGAGGCGGGAUAGUCCUUGUGGACAGGCUUCUCCGGACAUUUCAAGACGGCCUCGUCAACGUCAAAGGAGUGGACCAAGAAUGGGACGCGCAUCGGCAAACCCUCGAUGGGCACAAAGCCCGUGUCACGGCAAUUGCGUUUUCGGCAGAUGGUCGCCUUCUUGCAUCAGGGUCAAGAGACCAAACAAUCCGCCUUUGGGAUGCGACGUCUGGUCUAAUCCGGUGUAAACUGAACGGGCACCGAGAAAUGAUCACAUUUGUGGCUUUUUCCUCGGACAGUAAAUUUCUAGCAUCCGCUGAGGAUGGGAACAAAAUUUACCUUUGGGAUACGGCUUUUGGUUCACUACGGGCUGUUCUUGAGGGUCACAGAAGGAUCGUAACGUCGAUCGCCUUCGCUCCAGACGGCUAUCUUUUGGCUUCAUCUUCGCAGGAUGCAACCGUUCGUCUGUGGAAUACGGACCGAGGGGUACUUGUGAAAAUAAUUAGUGGUCGUCAUGAUUGGGUGUGCCGAGUUACUUUCUCGCCGGACGGCCAAACACUGGCAUCGACGUCAAAAGAUGGAACAUUCCAGAUAUGGGACGUCACAAAGGGCUUGCGUCGACAUAUAACGGAUCACGAAGACAUCUCGAAUGAGUCACCCAUACAAUAUUCGCCAGAUGGACAACUCAUAGCCGUAGGAUAUUCCGAUGGAGCAACCCGUAUCUGGGAUGUGGAGAGAGGAACCUGUCGACAAACACUAAACGCGGAAGAGCUAUGGCGCAGUAUCCAUUCAGUCAGUUUCGCGCCCAAUGGCAUGCUACUGGCAACAGCAUCAGAACAUAAGACGGUUCAAAUCUGGGAUUUGAUGACAGGGGAGUAUCACCGAACUCUUGACGGGCACAGUGCGGGUGUCAGUACUGCCGUCUUCUCGCCCAAUGGGCAAGUCAUAGCGUCUGCAUCAUCAGACGGGACCAUACGAACUUGGGAAGUGGCAACGGGAAAUCAGUUGCAAUCGCACGAUGGCCACAACAGCAUAGUCAGGGAAUUGGUCUUUUCACCCAAUGGGCACAUCGUGGCUUCCAUCUCGGAUGAUAAGACAAUUCAAUUAUGGAAUGGCACAAGCGGCAAAUACGAGCAAACUCUGUUGGGUAACAGUGGACAAGCGUCAACGAUAGCCUUCUCCCCCGACGGUCGUCUGCUGGCCUCGGUGUUCGAGGAUGGGGUCGUUUGGGUCUGGGAUGUGUUGACAAACGAAAGCCAAAGCUCGUGCCACGGUCAUGAAGGUUUGGUCACGGCUGUCACAUUUUCCCCGAACGGAAGACUGGCAGUGUCAUCAUCCCUUGAUAAGACGAUUCGGCUAUGGAAUGUGGCAACAGGCGAGCUACAACAAACAUUACAUGUUAAAUGGUCUCAUAGGAUCAGGUUUGAUCAGACAUCUAAUGUGAGACUUUUGACUAGCGCGGGCAGCCUACGCAUGGCCGAAGAUACUUCCAUGGACGCAUCAACAAUCCAAACCAGGCUAUUACCAAUCGAAUUUGGUCUCAGCCCCGAGAAUGAUUGGAUAUUGAUAGAUUCAGAGAAAGCGGUAUGGAUUCCACCAGAAUAUCGACCCACUGCAUCAGCUGUUCGAGAUUCAGUAAUCUUCAUUGGCUGUCAUUCCGGUCGCGUAUUGCGUAUCAUCGCCCCGUGA
Colletotrichum siamense is the source of this 2706-nucleotide messenger RNA. RefSeq names its product Vegetative incompatibility protein HET-E-1. NCBI's taxonomy places the organism in Eukaryota, Fungi, Ascomycota, Sordariomycetes, Glomerellales, Glomerellaceae. The transcript is spliced from 4 exons. Gene Ontology annotation, molecular function: protein binding. The record is from RefSeq and is a predicted model, not a curated record. Bases 1 to 2706 code for a protein of 901 amino acids.